AAUCAAAAUGAGAGCCCAAAUUGAGGUGAUACCGUGUAAGAUUUGUGGAGACAAGUCUUCAGGAAUCCACUAUGGAGUGAUAACAUGUGAAGGGUGUAAGGGUUUCUUCCGACGCAGUCAGCAGAAUAACGCAAUGUACUCCUGCUCGCGGCAGAGGAAUUGUCUGAUCGAUCGCACCAAUAGGAACCGCUGCCAACACUGUCGGCUGCAGAAAUGUCUGGCACUUGGCAUGAGUCGCGACGCGGUGAAGUUUGGCCGUAUGUCCAAGAAGCAGAGGGACAGUCUGUAUGCUGAGGUACAGAAGCAUCAGAAAUCUCAGGAGUGCCUAGGUGCCCUGGGUGGCAGCAUUGCUCGAGAGGAGGCGGGCGAAGACGGUGGUCACAGUCGGUCCUACAGCAGCGGCUCCAGCGCCACCCUCAGUGACCUGGACGACAUUGCCACGUUGCCUGACGGCCUGCUCUUUGACCUGCCGCUCACCCCAGAGGAGGCCAGCGAAUACUGCAGCCUGGAGCUGCUGGGGGGCGGGCCAGGAGGCGGGGGCAGUGCCAGCAGCAGCUCGUCCAAUCAAAGCUCACCACAGCCCAGUGCCUUGGAUGUGGCAGAUGGAGGGCGUGUCAAACACGAGUACCAGCUGCUGCCAGAGCUCAGUCUGCUCACACACACACUUCUGGGUUCAAUGCCAGAUGACUGCUCCCUGCUGGAUAUUGAGCGGAUCACGCAGAAUGUGGUGAAGUCACAUUUGGAGACGUGUCAGUACAGUGCAGAGGAGCUGAAGAGACUCACCUGGAAUCUGUACACACCUGAAGAGACUCGCAGUUUUCAAUGCAAGUCAGCAGAGUGGAUGUGGCAGCAGUGUGCCCUUCACAUCACUAAUGCUAUCCAGUACGUGGUGGAGUUUGCCAAGCGCAUCACAGGCUUCAUGGACCUGUGCCAGAACGACCAGAUCAUCCUCCUGAAAGCAGGAUGCCUAGAGGUCCUCUUGAUCCGCAUGUGCCGCGCUUACAACUCUACUAACAACACCAUAUUCUUUGAUGGCAAGUUUGCUACUGCUCAGCUCUUCAAAGCUCUAGGCUGUGAUGACCUCGUGAACGCAGUGUUUGAAUUGGCCAAGGGCCUGAGUCGGCUGCAACUGACCGAGGAGGAGAUGGCCUUGUUCAGCACUGCCAUCCUCCUGUCUCCAGACCGACCGUGGCUGACGGACAGCCAGCAGGUACAGAAGCUCCAGGAGAAGGUUUACCUCGCGUUGCAACACAGUCUGCACAUGAGUGGAGCGUCCACAGAGAAACUAGACAAGAUGGUGUCCAAACUACCACAGAUGAAGUCUAUUUGUCAUCUCCACAUCGACAAACUGGAGUUUUUCCGCCUGGUUCACCCAGAGACAGCGUACAGUUUCCCUCCUCUCUACAGGGAAGUGUUCGGUAGUGAAAUCGCCUUCCCUGAUUCAACAGACAGUUAG
Messenger RNA from Chanos chanos (milkfish), 1456 nucleotides. RefSeq names its product RAR-related orphan receptor C b (gene rorcb). Gene Ontology annotation, biological process: regulation of transcription by RNA polymerase II. The record is from RefSeq and is a predicted model, not a curated record. Gene Ontology annotation, molecular function: zinc ion binding; nuclear receptor activity; RNA polymerase II cis-regulatory region sequence-specific DNA binding. The coding region runs from base 8 to 1456 and encodes 482 amino acids. NCBI's taxonomy places the organism in Eukaryota, Metazoa, Chordata, Actinopteri, Gonorynchiformes, Chanidae. Gene Ontology annotation, cellular component: nucleus. The transcript has 10 exons.